GCUGGAAAGGGCAUCGUGGCCCUUGCGGCCUACGCAGAGUUGCUCAAGCUUUCGGGGCAGGAGAGCGAGUCGGCCAAGUAUCAGAAGCUCGCGCAGGGCUUCGUCAAUGAUUGGCUGCAUGGAGCAGCUGACGGGGACCAUUUCCGAAGGCAAUAUGAUCUUCCUGGAACCUGGUCCCAGAAGUACAAUCUGGUAUGGCAGAAGGUGCUGGAUCUCCACGGCCUCUUCCCCGACAGUGUUUUCGAGAAGGAGGCCGUUGAGUAUGGAACCCGUCGACAGAGCUACGGCAUUCCGCUGGACGAUCGUCACAACUACACAAAGGCCGACUGGUCCACAUGGUCGGCGGCUUUCUACAAGCAGGCGUAUCUGAUGGCCUUGCGUAAGCACGUCUAA
Symbiodinium sp. CCMP2456 is the source of this 393-nucleotide messenger RNA. Lineage: Eukaryota; Dinophyceae; Suessiales; Symbiodiniaceae. The record is from the annotation of a GenBank genome assembly.